Messenger RNA from Pyricularia pennisetigena, 2385 nucleotides. RefSeq lists its product as uncharacterized. The transcript has a single exon. Lineage: Eukaryota; Fungi; Ascomycota; Sordariomycetes; Magnaporthales; Pyriculariaceae. The record is from RefSeq and is a predicted model, not a curated record. Bases 1 to 2385 code for a protein of 794 amino acids.
AUGGCGGACGCCAACGCGUCGGCCUGGGCCACCCAGAUACUUGGGAGCGACUUCAGCCAAAUGUCUGCAUCAGGUCCAACAAACGACACGAGGCAGAGCCAGGAGCCGUCUGCUGUCGAUGACCUUAUGGCAGGGCUGCGUGAGUUUCAAUCACGGCCUGCCGAUACUUUUGAGGGCCCCGGCCUGCAAUCAGCAUUGCAGCACUUGGAGCAACUGGGCCAGCCAGAUCCUGUACUAUCAACGAUCUCCCCAUCGGAACUGAUGGGAUCGACCAACCCAGACAUGGCUCAGACUCCAUUACUGCCAAUACCUGGUCAAGACUCUCUCACGUUACCUGUCCUUGGAUCCUUAAAUACUCUCGAGUCAUCAGAACCAGAUGAGGAGCCGAAUGAAGACGAUACCAACGAAUAUCUUGUCACCUUGUCGCUGGCCGCCAACAUGCGCCCCGCGUAUUUGAGGAAGAUUGCCAAUGAAAAAGAUGCCCUCACGGAGCUGAUGACCGCCCUGUCGCAUGCAAGGGAACCCGAUGCGGCAGCCGUCGAUGCAUGCAGAAAGGUCUUGGCUGAGCUGUUGGAUAUAUGCGACUUGCCCAGCUUCGACGGUGGUGUUGGUGAUCUGUCAGGGGAGGCUAUGACGAGGCAUGCAACCGGCACGAACAGCAAGAUGCUGUUUGUUUAUGAAUUACUGCAUGCGCUUCGGGAUGCGCCCUUGCAGGUCCUGAUUCUGGUCAGACCUGGUCGAGCAUACGACUAUUUGGAGGCCAUACUCAAGAAUGAUGGGUUCAAAUUUCGCCGAGCGGAAAAUUCGCAGUCGCAGAACGAAGAUGCCGGUCCACUCAGUGUUGUCCUUGCGUCAACAGAACAAAACCCGACCCUGCACCCAUCGUUCGCUAAUGUUGUCAUUGGCUAUGAUGAAGCCUCCAGGUCGAGUGGGCUUUUGACGCCAUAUAUUGUCUCGAGCAGCGAGAGGAGACCGAUAGUGUUGACACUGGUAGUAAGCUAUACAGUGGACCACCUCGACGUGGUAUUGACAAGAAAAAUGGAGUCAAUCGAAAGGCUCAAUGCUCUAUUCCUGAGCACGUUGCAAAUUUGGAGCAAUCUCAUAAAUCCCCCUUUCCUUGGCCCACGAGGGGAACCGCACGAUAUAGCGCAGAAUUUUGCCUCUCUGAUCCAGGACCCAAGCUAUGACUGGGCAUGGAUGCCGGAAACAAUCCCUGACUCGGCCCUCGAUGUCUUCGAAAGCUCGCAGGCCGACCAGCUGGCCAAUAUCGCUAGGAUUUCGAGCAGUCUUGAGCAACCGAUGGAACCAUCCCGGUCGGCGAGUCGCAAACGUGAAUUGGAGGAUACUGAUGAUCGAAGGGACGGCGCAAAACGCGUGAAGGGUAUCCCGGCCUCCUCGCUAGAACAGUCUCGCCGUCGACCGCAGUUUAGCGAAGCGGUCGAGUCGGUCCUGUCGCAACUGCCCAUAUCAGAUGGACCCGUAGCCGAGAUUAGCGUGGCUCACAUUGAAGCUAUCGUCAGGGAAAAUGAAGUCUUGAAGGAGAAAUUGGGUGAAAAGGCAAAAGUUUCGGCCGCGCUUGCCAACAGGCUGGACGCGUUGAACAAGGAACAUCAAGGCUACAUCAGGACGUUCAAUGUGUUCCAGAAAAGGUACAUGGAAGCAGUGGGUGACCGCGGCAAGUUUGAAAAGGACCGAGACGUGGCUUUCACCCAAUUGGACAAGAUAAAAUCAGAAGCUGCGGAAGCGAAGAGCACAAUCGCAGCUUUGAAAGAGGAGAAUACAGGACUCAGGGAUCAGCUACACGAUGCGACUACAGCACUAGCUAAGUCGGAGGUGCCGGAUCUAGCCAAGCUCGGGGAAGUGCAGCAGAAGCUGCAAGAAGCAGAGACAAUGCUGGCCGGGCUGCAAAAGAAGCUCGCGGUGCAGGACAAGGACCUCGAGCAUGCACGCAACGCAUACCAAGAGGCCAGCAGCCGGGCCGCGGAGCUCGGCAACGAAAACCGGGCGCUCGCGGCCAGCAACGCGGUGCUCACACAAAAGGCCAGCGAGAACCGCGUCAAGAUCCACGAAAUCCAGACGAGCAACGAGCAGGUCGAUUUCGACCUCCUGAGGCGCCAGGCCGAGGCGACGGUGGCCGAACGCGAGCGCGAGCUGGAGAAGCUGCGGGACGAGCUUCGGGCGCUCAAGGGCAGGCGCGAGACUAGGGGUCAGAGCGUGCCACGCAGUCCCCGGCUGGGCGUCAUGAGCCCUCGCGGCAACGGCAACGGCGGGGCUGUCGGUGCCCGUAGCAGAGGGACGAGCCCCGUGCCGCCCAUGUUUGGGGAUGUCGGAAUGAUGAGUGGCUUCCAGGGGAAUCCACGGAUUGACCAGAUACGGCGUGGUUGA